UGUGCUAGGUUGGCUUGGCAAGCUAUUUUAUUUUGGCUAUUUUUGUUAAUUUCUGUGUUGCUGACUUGACAGUUUUGUCUUAAGUAGAGAGAAUGAGCAGCAAAAAGAAACAGAGAAACGCUUUCUUCUUUUACAUGCUCGACAUGCAAGAAGAGCUAAGAAGGCAGGGGAGAAACGUGCCAAUGCCACAAAUGUCUGCUAUUGCUGGGCCAAAAUGGAGCCAACUCUCCGAUGCCGAGAAAGCUCCAUAUCACAUUCGUGCCAAACAUGAGAAGAGGAACCCCACACCAGUCAUUGAUCCAUCAAGGCCACCCAGAGCUGGUAAGAUGGACUGUACAGGAGAGCUUCUAUCGGAACGCAGGGAUUUGGCGGCAGAGCUGGAGGAAAAGAGAAGGAGGCAGGCGGAGAUUUUAAAAUCUUUGUUUACAUCCAAGAGAGGUGCCACUGAUCAAACCAUAUUCCUGUUUGACAUACAGCCCCAGUGCACUUUGAAGGAACUUGAGUCUGACAGAUGGCUGCCUUGUGAAUUGGCCAUCUGUGCCUACUCACUUACUGAAGGCUCAAAGCAUAAUUAUCACUGCUUUAUACACCCUGGACCAAUACCUAUUGGAUACAGGUAUGUGGCUCAGAGCCAGAGUGAUCAGACACAUAUGCUACCGGUAGAUGGCCUCCCUGGCCAAUCAAGAAAAGACUAUCGUCUUAUACUAGCUGAAAUGCAACACUUUAUUGAGACGCACAGAAAAGGCCCGAUUGAGCCAUUACUUUUUGCUAAAAGAGAUGUGUCUGAAAGGGUAGACUUUAUGCUAAAGUGGCUAGCUAGAAAAGCUGGUGUUGAAUUUUUCAUUGAUCAAGUAUAUGAGCUAGAAUUACUUAUAAUGCAGUGGGAUGCUCUUGCUUCUUCAAGUGGACGGAGUUCCCUGACAUUGAUAUAUGUCACAGAAGGACUCUUGAACACUUCUUCCUAUGACUAUGAGACCGGAAUCAAGUGUAAAUUACAUGACAAAGAAGAAAACAAAUUCUGUUCAAUGAGUACUGUGAAGAUUUAUACUUUUGUCUUAUCCGAUCACUUUUGUCCCAAGUUUUCCAUUCCUAUUACUUCAGCUCAUCUCCCAGAGCAACCAAACAUUCCAGCUGGCAUAGUUAAAUCAGACGUUUUUGUUCCCCGUAUGAACAUUCCAAGGGGCGUGGCAGCCUCACAGGAGGUACCUCCCAUUACUAUGGGACGUGGGAGAGGUCGCGGGUUAAGUGGAAAACAGUUGCCAAUACCUCAGGUCCGUGAGCCUGCAAGAUUUACCAGCAAUGGCUCAAAAUGACUCUCAUUUAUUAUACUUUUUUUCAUUAAUCAUUAUCUUUCAUUUUGGUAAAAUCAUUAUUAUUCAUUGACAC
Molecule: messenger RNA, 1386 nt
Organism: Amphimedon queenslandica
Lineage: Eukaryota; Metazoa; Porifera; Demospongiae; Haplosclerida; Niphatidae
Product: protein maelstrom homolog
Exons: 8
Coding region: 93-1313 (406 amino acids)
Biological process (GO): spermatogenesis; negative regulation of DNA-templated transcription; male meiotic nuclear division
Cellular component (GO): P granule; nucleus
Molecular function (GO): sequence-specific DNA binding
Source: RefSeq, a predicted model, not a curated record